Messenger RNA from Talaromyces stipitatus ATCC 10500, 1530 nucleotides. RefSeq names its product MFS multidrug transporter, putative. Gene Ontology annotation, molecular function: transmembrane transporter activity. The record is from RefSeq and is a predicted model, not a curated record. NCBI's taxonomy places the organism in Eukaryota, Fungi, Ascomycota, Eurotiomycetes, Eurotiales, Trichocomaceae. Gene Ontology annotation, biological process: transmembrane transport. Bases 1 to 1530 code for a protein of 509 amino acids. Gene Ontology annotation, cellular component: membrane. The transcript has 5 exons.
AUGGGGCAGCACGACGAGACAACACCACUUCUCACGAGUCCGCACCAGAAUAUCAACAAUGACUCCGGAACAACUCGACAGAGGACAACAAGAUCAUUACUAUGGUCACCCAUCCAACGGCGCGUCAUGAUUGCAGGAGGCCUGCUCCUUCUAUCCAUCAAUUUCGGUGCUUUCAUGGCCCAAGCACCGCAACUCCAAAUAUUUGAGGAUAUAAUUUGCAAAAAUUAUAUGCAAUCGAUCGAUCCGUCGUUGCUAAACGACACUAUAGAUGUUUGUAAGUCGCCUGCCGUGCAGAAGGAACUUGCUCUUGUGACCGGCUGGAAGAAUACGUUUGAUAUUCUGCCUUCUAUCGCCAUGGCCUUGCCCUAUGGCAUAUUAGCGGACAGAAUUGGACGAAGACCGGUUAUGAUCAUGUCGUUCGCCUCGUUGAUAUGCAGUGAUACAUGGGCUAAGAUUGUCUGCUGGUUCAAUCUGCCUCUUCGCCUGACCUGGCUUGCUGGGUUGUUCCAGAUCCCGGGAGGCGGUAACCUUGUGGCUACCACUAUGGUUAUGACGGUAGUAGCAGAUGUGUUUUCUGCGGGAGAAAGAAACACCGCAAUCUUCCGCCUGACAGCGAUGACAACAGUCGCCGAAAUCGUCGCAACUCCGCUGAGCGCGAUGAUGCUCGAGUCCGAUCCAUGGAUUCCAUUCAUUCUGGGAACAGUUAUCAUGAUUUCUUCUUCAUUAUUUGUCUUUCUCAUGCCGGAGACACUGGGCCAGAUGAAUGUCAACUCUGGUAUCCAGGAGGAUACAUUUGAACGGAGUCCAGAAGACUCCGAAGAGACCUCGCAAUUAUUACCGACAAAGAAUGACACAAUCGCAGAGAUUGUCUUAGGCAAAACUCAGGAGUUUAUCUUGUCUUCGAAAUUCUUGUGGACAUCACCGCGUAUACUGAUCUCCAUCGUGGCUGUUUUCGCUGGUAGUAUGGACAGAAGUUCAUGGUAUUUGCUGAUACAGUACGUAUCGACGAAGUUCCGCUGGAGCAUUGCUGAGGCAAGCUACCUCAUAUCAGUUAGAGGUUGUAUGACCCUUGCAACCCUACUGGUCAUUCUACCCAUACUCUCAUCCUUCCUAUCCCGAACCCUCCACUACGCCCCCGUCACAAAAGACCUAUACAUUGCUCGAUUCUCGGCUGCAUCAGGUGUACUGGGCUACUUGAUGGUUUCCAUCGCAUCAUCUGCACCGAUAUUACUCAUGGGAACAUUAUUCAUGUCAUUCUCCAUCCCUUUUGUGUAUUCAGUCAUAAGUGUGGCUACAUCAUUCGUCCCUUCCCAAAAUCAAAUUGCGACUCUGUAUGCUGCCAUGUCAGUAUCAAUUUCUAUUGGAGGUGUUGUUGCCAGUCCAAUGUUUGCGGGGUUGUAUGCAGUCGGAAUGCAAUUGGGGGUUGAGUGGUCUGGGUUGCCGUUUGCUGUGGGCUCGGGCCUUCUUCUUCUGACUUUGGUUCCAAUUCUUUACAUUAAAGUACAGACACAACUUGAAGAUAUAUCUUGA